Messenger RNA from Callithrix jacchus (white-tufted-ear marmoset), 3605 nucleotides. The record is from RefSeq and is a predicted model, not a curated record. Lineage: Eukaryota; Metazoa; Chordata; Mammalia; Primates; Cebidae.
GUAGAAACUCACUACCCGCACCCUACCCCCAGACUUCCUUCCCAAAAACAACCCCAGUGAGUCACUCUGCCCGGACCCUACCCGUAGACUUCCUGUAUUCUACCAACGCACUCAACCCUUAAGCCUCCCGCCUGUCUGAACUUUGCCUGACCUCUACAGAAAGGACCCGCAUGGCCCACCCUACUCUGCCCAGUAAUUACAUUCAGUCAAUCAAUCUGCCUGGAGACAAUCAGUCUAUCUCAAGCCUCUACGAUGACCUCAUCAGCUCUGUGUCAGCCCUUUGUUCCUUUUCCUAUAAAAGCCUUUUUACUUCAGCUGCGCAGUUGCAGCCAGCCCCAGCCUCCUUCCUCUCUGGCCUGCCCGCUAAUCCCAAUAAACCUGAACUCAGCCUUCAACUCUCGAGCUGUUAUUUGGGAUUGAGUGUCGGGCAGAGGGGCUACACAGGGUCGCACAUUUGGUGCCGAAACCCGGGAGCGAGGGUCGUCAGCCUCCCUGGCGACCCCCUCCCUCCAGCGACCUCGCCAGACCCCCUUCGAUUCGACCUCAGCACUCCGGAUAAGGCUGGAUUGAAGCUUUUCCUACCACCUCCGAGUCUGCCGACACCGUUGCCGCCCAUCUCAUCCGAGACAUCAUCCCUCGGUUCGGGCUGCCAGCCACUAUACAGUCAGACAACGGCCCGGCCUUUGUCUCCAAAGUUACUAAUGCUGUCUGUACUUCCCUAGGAAUUCAGUGGAGACUACAUGCGGCCUACCACCCCCAGUCGUCGGGUAAAGUAGAACGGGCAAACGGACUCAUCAAAGAGCAGCUUACCAAACUCUCUCUCGAACUUAAACAAUCAUGGGUCUCCUUACUACCGUUAGCCCUCACCCGAUUGCGAGCCCGCCCUCGGGGGUCCUCACAACUCAGCCCAUUCGAGCUCUUAUACGGGCGACCUUUCCUGCUUUCCACCCCACCCCCUCCAGAAAAUUCCCCUCUAAGCACUUAUCUUCCCUACUUUACCCUUCUUAGACACUUACUUAGAGAACAUGCCAAUGCUUCCAUACCCCAGACUUCAGUAAUUCCACUAAACCAAAAGACAGUCGCCCCUGGUGACUCUGUCCUUAUUAAGACCCUCACCCCAAAACCCCUCUCACCCCGCUGGGAGGGGCCCUACACCGUCAUUUUAGCCACCCCCACGGCCAUCAAAGUUGCUCAGAUUCCCUCUUGGGUUCAUCUCUCCAGAGUCAAAAAGUAUCCUAAUGGCUCUGCCAGUCCCCGCUGGGAGUGUGUUCCUACUGGUCCUCUAUCACUUAAGCUUUUUAAGACCUGACUUAUCCCUAGCUAACCCACAGUAUGUCUGGAGAUUUUUUCUUACUGAAAAUUACACCAAAAACACUGGAAUUUGUGAAACCCCUCCUUAUUCCCAUAACCACCUGCUGACCACUACCGACUGCCCCGCCACCGGGUGCACGUUCCCCAUCCAACUCAAUUUCUCCGCUUUCAAUAACGUCCACAGUACUCACCCAUUGCUGUGCUUUAACUACAAACAACCAGGUCAAUGUAAAGUCUCCACAUGGCACUCUUGUAUGGGAUGUGUCUGGAAGUCCUGUAAGUAUGACUCCACUUUCAAUGAAGGCGAGCAAAAGAACCAUUUCCCUUCUCUCAUUGAAAAGACCACCAAAUUCGACUCAGAAGGUAACCCUACUACAGAAACCCAAUUCACUCUAACUAUUCCAGAUCCAAGAGACCAAAGGUGGCUGUCGCCCCAAAAAGCCUCAGUCUAUGAGACUAACACCGACAGCUACCCGUCCUCACACCUGUACAUCUGGUGGGCAUAUGUCCUUACCUCACCAGAAAUUCACAACACAAUCCAAAUACAAGAAGCCACACUAAAAACUAAGUUAGCCCCCUUUUCAUGGCUAACCCUUAUGAGAGAAGGCCUAAAGCUUGCUAAUCAGACUGGGCUCACCGACUUAAUCUCCUGCCUCUUGUGUGCUACUCUUGGGCAAACUCCUUUAGUCGCAGUCCCAACCAUGUUUUCUGCAAACCAAACCACUGAAACAAGCCAAUGCCCUCCUCCCAUUCCAGACGUCCCACUCUUCUAUUUCGACACUUCCUCCUUUCCAAUGUGCUAUUCUUUACAGAACCUAGACCCUACUUGCAACAAAACCCUUCAACUCUCAACUAAUCUAACAGCUCCCCACGGUUUCUACUUUUGGUGCAAUGGCACUCUCUCCAAACUCCUAACCCUAUCCGACCUCAAAGAACAUUCCCGCUGCCUCCCUGUCACCUUAGUCCCACGCCUCACUGUCUAUUCACCAGCUGAAUUUCUUAUGAAACACACUACUACCACCCAUACCUACUCCAGCCCCCACCGUCAACGACGAGCUGUUUUCCUUCCCAUAGUAAUCGGGCUCUCCCUCGCAGGAUCCGCUGCCGCUAUAGGCCUAGGAACAGGAGCUUUAGUUAAUAAUAAUCAAGCUAUAACUCGCCUUUCCUUGCAGCUACAAGCAGCAAUUGAUGACUCUGCUGCCUCCCUAGCAUCUCUCCAACGACAGGUCACUUCGGUAGCCCAGGUAGCCCUACAAAACCGACGGGCUCUAGACCUGCUGACAGCUGGACAAGGAGGAACCUGCAUCUUCCUACAGGAAGAAUGUUGCUACUAUAUCAAUGAAUCCGGAACAGUAGAAACCCGCAUCGAAAAGCUCCAGAAAAUCAAGACAGAACUACAAAGUCAUCAGUUUACCACUGAAGCCACCACAUGGUGGUCAUCGUCCAUGUACUCUCUCCUAUCCCCUUUAGUAGCGCCUCUGAUAAUCAUAUGUCUUUUCUUACUUAUCGCUCCUUGUUUCUUUCAGUUUCUACAACGCCGUUUUCAAGAACUCACUCGAGUCACAAUCAACCAAAUGAUGCUACAACCAGUUCUCAGCCAUCCCAACUACAUUUAUCGCCCCCUACCAACUUCCCAGACUCCUUAAAGAACCCCCACUUCGCCCCUGUCCAGCAGGAAGUAGUCAGAACGACUCCGCCGCCCCUUUGUCCUUUUUUAAGGAGUCGGGAAUGUUAGGUAGAAACUCACUACCCGCACCCUACCCCCAGACUUCCUUCCCAAAAACAACCCCAGUGAGUCACUCUGCCCGGACCCUACCCGUAGACUUCCUGUAUUCUACCAACGCACUCAACCCUUAAGCCUCCCGCCUGUCUGAACUUUGCCUGACCUCUACAGAAAGGACCCGCAUGGCCCACCCUACUCUGCCCAGUAAUUACAUUCAGUCAAUCAAUCUGCCUGGAGACAAUCAGUCUAUCUCAAGCCUCUACGAUGACCUCAUCAGCUCUGUGUCAGCCCUUUGUUCCUUUUCCUAUAAAAGCCUUUUUACUUCAGCUGCGCAGUUGCAGCCAGCCCCAGCCUCCUUCCUCUCUGGCCUGCCCGCUAAUCCCAAUAAACCUGAACUCAGCCUUCAACUCUCGAGCUGUUAUUUGGGAUUGAGUGUCGGGCAGAGGGGCUACAGAGGGUCGCACACAAGUUUGUUGUGGUCUGUUUACAAGAUUAAUCAUCUGUUGAAAGGGCGAUGACUGCAGUUCAGACCUCAGUCUAUGGUACAGAUCAAGCAAUUCAACUUUUUCUU